This is a messenger RNA of Betta splendens (Siamese fighting fish), 1880 nucleotides long. RefSeq names its product tetraspanin 2a (gene tspan2a). The transcript is spliced from 8 exons. The coding region runs from base 295 to 954 and encodes 219 amino acids. Gene Ontology annotation, cellular component: membrane. NCBI's taxonomy places the organism in Eukaryota, Metazoa, Chordata, Actinopteri, Anabantiformes, Osphronemidae. The record is from RefSeq and is a predicted model, not a curated record.
GCACGAUAACGCGCACCGUGACCUCGCAGCCUCCCCGGUGGGCGUCGCGUCCCCGGCCGCUGCCUCGGGUCCUCGUGCGCGCGCACGCGGAUGGGCGGCGCGUGUGCGCGCGCGUGCAGCCUCCUUCCACUCCACGACCUGUGCCGCUCGUGCGCACGCUUUCGCGUUUGGAUGGUGUGGCGGUGCGCGUCGUCGUCAUCGUCAUUGCGCGGCGUUGAUGUCCAACUGGAAGAGGCGAGGGCUCGCGUUUAGCAGCAUUCAGACAGCGGAGAAGGCGUCAACGCGGGCGGCAUCAUGGGCAAAGUGCAGGGCGGGAUGAAAUGCGUGAAAUACCUGCUCUUCGUCUUCAACUUCAUCUUUUGGCUGUCGGGCUUGUUGGUUCUGGCUGUGGGACUGUGGCUCAGGUUCGAUCCGAAUACCAAGGAGCUGCUGGCAGUGGAUGACGCGCCGGACACCUUCUUUAUAGCUGUGUACAUCCUUCUUGGCGCAGGAGGGCUGAUGAUGGUCGUGGGGUUCUUCGGUUGCUUCGGGGCCGUGCGUGAGUCUCAGUGUCUUCUUGCAUCAUUCUUUGCCUGCCUUCUAAUAAUCUUCGGAGCAGAGAUCGCUGCCGGUGUGUUUGGAUUCCUAAACAAGGAACAGAUUGUUGAGGAAGUCCAGAAGUUCUAUAGUAGCUCCCUCACGGAGGCCAGCGAUGUGAAUGGCACCGCAGUCGCCACAAUCUACCACCAAGUUCUGAACUGCUGUGGGGGCUCCACGUCACAGCCGUCCAGUUCUCUUUGUGAAAACGCUCCAGAAGACGCCCAGGACUGUUUGUCUGCAAUAACAGACUUCUUCAAUGAGAAGCUGCACAUCAUUGGCUACCUCGGCAUUGGCGUUGCAGGAGUAAUGAUCUUAGGGAUGAUCUUCAGUAUGGUUCUGUGCUGCGCUAUACGGAACAGCAGGGAGGUCAUAUAGACGGAGAGCUGACCCCCAUCGGCCGGACCACAACGAGCCCAAUGACCCCUUCAAAAUUGACCGUCUGCAUAAGGAGGGAAACACCAAAGCUGCAUCAAAAGUCAUUUCUCUUAGUCCAGGCUGAUCUUGUGAGGAGGUUCAUUAAUUUUCACAAAUUGAGCGAGUAGUUAAAAUCAGUCAACAGUCCAUAUCCAACACGAUACGCUGGAUCUUUACAUCUUCUCAGCUCCACCAGCGCUGAAACGCGGCCUCACUUCCCUGUUCCCCUCUGUAGCACAUGCUCUUCUUUUGGCGCGACUCCGACAUUUCCUGGUUACAAACGUCCCCCCCGUUUUCUUCGCUGCCGCCGCCGUGGAGGCAACGGUGCUGCACAAAUGAAGUCUUUGGCACAGAAACGUCGUGAAUGAGGAGUAUUUGCUGUAAAUACACCUUUUUGUGCAUCUGCUGGUAACAUUAUUUAUCCUUUGUGUCACUAGAUCUAAUGCCAAUCAUACUUUGUGUGCUUAACCGUUUUGAAGACUAGCCUACCUUUGCAGUGAAUUCCCACUAUGUGCCUGCAUAGUCACACAGAGAGGAGCUUUUUCUUAAUUCUGACUCUGUACAUAGCUAGGUGCCGUCUCCCUGCCACCACUCUCAAGUAUUUCUACUCUAAAGCACCAUAGAGGAAGUGUAGGCGUGACGUUGAGUCAAAGGAUGAGGAAGGUCUGAUGACAAACCGUCACUCAGUAAAUCUUCAGAUUCAGCUAAACGUCAAAGCACCACAGCCGGAGCGUGUGUGAAGUGUAGCAGUGAGCUAGUCUGCAUUUCGUGUGAAUUAUUGUAGAUGUAAAUUUCGCUGGGUGUGCCAAUACAAUGUGAAUGGUAGGAUGAUGUAGUUUGUGUCCCACUGUUAACCAUAAUAAAACCUGGGUGCUUUUAUUAACAUG